Molecule: messenger RNA, 369 nt
Organism: Rotaria sp. Silwood2
Lineage: Eukaryota; Metazoa; Rotifera; Eurotatoria; Philodinida; Philodinidae
Source: the annotation of a GenBank genome assembly
AUGAUAAAUGCAUUAGUCGAAUCUUCUCUUCUUUCAGAGAAGUUUUCUCGAUCCGCUACACCUGCAAAUCGGAAUGUUUCAAUUCCAUCAAUGCGUAAACAAGAAGUCGCUAAGCAUUUGGAUGAUGUGUUAAAUUCAAUUAUUAGUUGCAGUUCAUUUGUUGCAGAAAGUGAAGUCUCACUUGAUUUAGUUUCAAAUGAAAUAUUGCAAGAAGAUGUGGAUGAGGAUGGUGAUUCUGACGAUUCUGCAUUGAGUACCAACUUCAUGGGCACAGGUAACGACGAAUAUGAAGUAUUUCUGCAAACGUUUUCUCUUGAUUAUAUGAAAAAGGUCAUAGAAUAUUAUGAUGAAAAGGAGCCGAUAGCAUAA